AUGGCGAGAAGGAAAACUACCCGGCGGCCCCUCCAGAAAACCGCCGUCGCCACCUCGUCUCCUCCUCCUUCACCAGAUCCGCCUUCACCCCCUUCCCGUGACCUAACUCCUCCACCCUCUCCUCCUCGUGACUCACCCCUCACACACUCACCGGAGAAAACCGUUACCAAGAACACUCCACCCUCUCGACAAAAAACUCCGGUAAAACCCUCUCCUCUCAAGAAAACUCCGGUCAAAAAGCCUCCUCUCAAGAAACCUCCGGUCAAACGGCCUCCUUUCAAGAAACCUCCGGUCAAAACGCCUCCUCUCAAGAAAACUCCGGCCAAAAAACCCCCACCGAAAAAACCUCUGAACAAGAAACUGGGUUCGUCACCGGUUCUGGAUUCCGGCGAGGAGCACGUGUCCACGUCGAAUUCCGCUGCUACAUCUUCUGGCACUGCUCAAACUCGAAAAAGAAAGGUCUCCGAUAAGCCUAGUUCAUCUAACCCCCCUCCUUCGAAAACGAAAAAAACACAAGUUCUACAUUCUUCCACUUCGGUUAAGAUUUUAUCCGGUCGAGUCUUUCCAAUGCUUUGGCUUAAAAAACCUGGGUUUAAGUUUCUGUCUGAUGCAUUAAAGAGUCAAGGUUGGUUGAACUUGCUGAAUUCUAUGGAUGGUAUAUAUGUUGAUGAGGUUACUCAGUUUUAUGAAAAUUUGGUUGUUAAUGAGAGUUUGGUUCUAACCUCUACUGUGAAUGACAUUGGGAUUACUUUAUCUGUGGACGAAUUGGCUCAAUUACUAGGUGUUCCCAAUAGUGGGUUUUCGGAUUAUACAACCUAG
This is a messenger RNA of Beta vulgaris subsp. vulgaris (sugar beet), 819 nucleotides long. RefSeq names its product early nodulin-11-like. The transcript has a single exon. Bases 1 to 819 code for a protein of 272 amino acids. Lineage: Eukaryota; Viridiplantae; Streptophyta; Magnoliopsida; Caryophyllales; Amaranthaceae. The record is from RefSeq and is a predicted model, not a curated record.